Messenger RNA from Cryptomeria japonica (Japanese cedar), 1337 nucleotides. Its product is annotated as truncated transcription factor CAULIFLOWER A. Gene Ontology annotation, biological process: positive regulation of transcription by RNA polymerase II. Bases 206 to 943 code for a protein of 245 amino acids. Gene Ontology annotation, cellular component: nucleus. The transcript is spliced from 8 exons. NCBI's taxonomy places the organism in Eukaryota, Viridiplantae, Streptophyta, Pinopsida, Cupressales, Cupressaceae. Gene Ontology annotation, molecular function: protein dimerization activity; RNA polymerase II cis-regulatory region sequence-specific DNA binding; DNA-binding transcription factor activity, RNA polymerase II-specific. The record is from RefSeq and is a predicted model, not a curated record.
UAGCAGUGAAUAACAAAGGAGGUAUUGCAUAUAACACGGGUAUCACUAUCAUAUCAUUAUGCUCCUUUACCCUAGAGGAGGAGAGGAGAGGGAAGGAAUCAGAAAUGGCCAUCUAUAAUUAGAGGGAAAGGAGAAGGAGAAGGGGGAAAGGGGAAAGGGGGAAAGGAAGAAGAGUCUGUGCAGAAGAGAAGCGGAGGGAUCCGCCAUGGGCCGUGGACCAGUACAUUUGAAGCGAAUAGAAAACAAGAUCAAUCGUCAAGUUACAUUUUCAAAGCGGCGGAAUGGACUCAGGAAAAAGGCGACUGAACUGGCGGUGCUUUGCGAUGCCGAAGUGGCGCUCAUUAUUUUUUCCAGCAGAGGAAAGCUGUUCGAAUACGCCAGUAGUAACAACAUGAUGAAGACGUUGGAAAAGUAUGAAAAGCAAUCUAAUUCAAUGCCCGAAAAGAUAAUCUCCGAUCGGGAAGCGAAGAAUUGGAAUCACGAAAUUGCAAGGCUGAAGGCUAGAGUUGAAUAUCUAACAGUACAGCAAAGGCACUUAAUGGGAGAAGAUCUUGCUCCUUUGAGUGUUGAACAGUUACAGGAGAUUGAACAACAACUUGAAACUGGUGUCAAAUCUGUUAGAUCAAAAAAGGAUCAAAUUCUAGUAGACAUGAUUGACGAUCUUCGUAAAAGGGAGACUUUGCUACAAGAAGAAAACAAAAAUCUACAAAGGAGGAUUUCAGAUAUUGAAAGAAAAAGUUUAAUUGGUGGUAUGGAGGAAGCUCCUAAUGGUAAUGGAACUUGGGAUUCAUCCAUGACAAAUAAUAUAUAUGCAACUCAACAAGACUCCAGACCCACAUUGCAUAUUGGGUAUCCAGGUUUACACCUUGAUAGCAUGGCAACUCCUGAGGGGCAUCCCCAUAAUGGAGCACAUAAUUGCUACAUGCAAGGCUGGUGGAUUUGAAUCUCAUAGUUAAUGAAGAUAUUGUAUUUGAGUAUAAUAAAGCUCUGAUCUUGUUGUAUUCCCUUGGAUUUAUAUUUUAAUAAAACUUUUAAUAGAUGUCAAGUUGGCAUUCCAUCACCUAAAAGUUGUUACAAUGGUGUAGGUAACCAGAUUUGUGAUAUAUAAGAAUAGGCUAGUUUAUCCUCGUCUUUGUAAUUGCUUGUGUAUCAAAGGAUAUAUAGUUAUAGUUGUAUUUAAUGGUGAACAUGGAAAAUGGACAUAUUUAUUACUUAACGUAUGCAACACAAAAAGGUAAAGGUAUAGUUGAAAAGGUAAUUUCUUGGGUCACUACCUAAGAUAAAAGCCUUAUUUGUAAUUAUUACUUAGAUUUUUUAUAUUAUUAACUUUUUAAAUA